Messenger RNA from Penicillium manginii, 522 nucleotides. RefSeq names its product DUF1993 domain-containing protein. The record is from RefSeq and is a predicted model, not a curated record. Bases 1 to 522 code for a protein of 173 amino acids. NCBI's taxonomy places the organism in Eukaryota, Fungi, Ascomycota, Eurotiomycetes, Eurotiales, Aspergillaceae. The transcript has a single exon.
AUGGGUCACACUUUCUACGACGGCACUAUUGUGGUGCUUCAAAGCGUCCUCGACACACUUUCACAUAUACUCCACCAAGCUGAGAAAGCCCCCAAUGCCAACGCUCUCCCUGAGGCUCGUUUGCAUGCAGACAUGUAUCCUCUGACUGAUCAGAUUCGCCUUGCUGUUCAGUUCACGGAGAAUUUGACAGCGAAGGUAUCUGGUCGGGAGCCGACGACUUACGAGGGUAGCCCGUUGACGUUCGCGGAAUUCCACGAGCGCAUCGAAACAGUGCGGAAGUCGCUUAACGAAGCCGACAAGAACUACAUCAACGAAAAUUACGACAAGGACGGACCCACUAAGAUUGCGCCUACUGUCUCAAUUGAUGUUACCAACGCUGUUUAUGCCCAUCGCAUUGCUUUGCCGAACAUUUACUUCCACCUCACGACCGCUUACGGAAUUCUGCGCAAGGAGGGCAUUCCUCUUGGAAAGGUUGACUACUUUACCGGCUUUUUCCCGCCCGGCGAGGCCAAGGGUUACUAG